Messenger RNA from Anopheles cruzii, 4399 nucleotides. RefSeq lists its product as uncharacterized. Gene Ontology annotation, biological process: lipid transport. The record is from RefSeq and is a predicted model, not a curated record. Gene Ontology annotation, molecular function: lipid carrier activity. The transcript is spliced from 10 exons. Bases 1 to 4308 code for a protein of 1435 amino acids. Lineage: Eukaryota; Metazoa; Arthropoda; Insecta; Diptera; Culicidae.
AUGUCCGUCAUCGUGAACGCCAUCAAUGGCAACGGCCGACAGCUUCCGUUGUUUGUGUCUGUGCUACUGUACGCCCUGCUCGUCACCGACCGACGGUGCGUGGCGUUCGAUAUCUUCCCGCCCAACUACGACAUCCGGUAUCGGCUGGAAACUGAUGUUACGCUCGUGCCGGACGUGCACGCCACGGACAACUACAUUUGGUACCUGAAUGGGUACCUGCGGGUGCACCGGUAUGACGCCAAGAAUCUUGCUGCCUCGAUCGAGCUGGACCGCCAUCACAUCCCGCAGAGUGCGGGCGAUGUGUCGGCCCUGCUGGAACCGUUUCGCAUCGCGAUCGCCAACGACACGGUGCUGAGUGUGCUGUUCAAGCAAAACGAACCGAUCUGGGCGGCCAACAUUAAGCGGGCGCUCGCUUCGCUGCUGCAGGCUCACGGCGACGGACCCGGGGCGUACGUCGUCGAUGAGCAGGGCAUUUUCGGUAGCUGCCCGACCGAGUACUUUGUCGUGAACGCGUCGAACGUGUUCGAGAUCUCGAAGACGUACGGCAUGGAUCGGUGCACGAUCUACCGCGGAGCGAUCUACCUAACGCGCAGCAACAUCCCGCAGAACCACUGCAUCCCGAACAAGCAACCGCAGGCGAUCACGUCCCGUAUCGCCAACUACAAGCUGCGCAAGAUCGAGCCUUACCGGUACAUGCUGACCGAACUGGAUGGCACGAUGCGGACAAACAUUCGGACGCUGGAGUCGUACUAUCCACAGUUUCUGUACUCGCGCGUAGUGCUCCGCUACGAGCAGCACCAGGUGCUGGCGGACGAAACGGCCGGUGGUGGACAACCGGCGGUUGACAUCGUCAACGGGAUGGCACUCCUGUUCAGCCCGAUCCUAUUCGAGAGCCCGGAUCUGGAAGCGACCGGCGGCCGUAGCCCGAAGUCAACGGAGCGUCUGAUCAAGCGUACCGCGCAGCUACUGAACGCGAUGGCCGACAAUCUGGAGACGGUGGACAACAAGCUGAACGAACCGUACGACGAGACGGUCUCGGAGAUCAUCCGGCUGAUGGGCACGAUGGACCUGGACACACUGAAGCAGCUGUACGAGGAGAUCGAUCUCGGCACGUCCUACCGGCAGGAGACGGCGCGGAACAUCUUCCUAGAGAUCGUGCCCCGGACCGGCACCCCGUCGACCAUUCUGCUGACCCGCGAUCUGAUCAUGAACAAGCAGGUCAACCCGAUGACGGCGGUACAGCUGCUGAUCUCGCUGCCGUUCUACAUGUCCGAACCGUCGCAGGAGCUGGUGAAGGAGUGCGAAAUGUUCCUGGAGGUCGGCGCCGACCGGCCGGACAUCAAGCACGCGGCCGUGCUGAGCUACGCCACCAUGAUCUACAACACGUUCGUCGCCGGCAAGCUGACGGCGGACACGUUCGAGAAGUACGUCAAGAUGUACUUCGAUCUAUUUCUGAAUAGCUUCGAGUACGAGCAGCAGAUGCUAUACUUGGAGGGGUUGGGCAACUUGCAGCUGGAGAAUGUGGCCGAGUACCUGGACCCGAUUAUCCGAGCGGACUACCCGCAGAACACCGACAUCCGCUUUCUGGCGAUGCUGGCCCUACUUCCGACGGCCCACCUGCGGCCAAACCAGGUGUACGAAACAUACUGGCCGAUUUUCCACUCCCGCACCAGCCCCCUACAACUGCGGGUGGCCGCUUUCACGAUGCUCCUGUUCUCGAACCCCACGCCCGGCCGGUUGCUCGGGCUGUACAGCGUCAUCCGGACGGAGAACGAUCCACAUAUGAUCAACUUCUACCGGACGACGGUGCUCAGCAUCUCCGAGACCACGUACCCCUGCUACCAGCAUCUCAAGCUGCUGCUGGCCUACAUGACCCGCCAGCUGCCGGACGCGCCGGCUCCCAAGUACUGGGUGACCGGAAACUAUCUGUUCGACUAUCGCGACCGCAAGUUCCACAUCGGCUCGAUGCUGCAGACGAUGCUGAUCGGGAGCCACCAGACGGACCUGCCGAUGAUUGCUUCGCUCAAGUUUGACACCGAGGCACUCGGUCGGUUCACCGGCCAGCUUGGGCUCUACAUUAAGGCACGCGGGUUGAGCGACGCCGUGAUCAACCGGCUGACCACCUUCAACUCGAGCCACCUGAAGCUGGACCGGCUAAGUAGCAUCCUGAAAUCGAUGAAGCUGGCCCCGAUCAGUCCGACGCCGCUGCACUUCGAGUUUAUCGUGCAGUUCGAGGGCAAAGCGGUGCUGUGCUACCACCUCAACCAGACCACCUUCCACAAUCUGACCGAUGGCAACAUAAUCAACCGGAUCAACCUGCUGCGCGACAGUCACGUGAACAUGCAGAUCGUACGCCGCCCGUUCAUGAUCAAAUACGCGCUGCCGACGCUGAUCGGCACCCCGGCCGACAUACUGAUCGAGAACACGGUCCUGGCGACGGUCCGGGGCAACACGACGCAGCAGACCAUGCUGAUGGACAAGGUUGCCCGCAGUAAUCAGGUGGACGUACGGUACUCCUCGUACGCGGUUGUGAAGAUCCGCAGCUACAACCCGAUCGACGACGUCGAGUACUCGACGAUCCGCGAGCAGGGCUUCCUCGUGUACCUGCCGGUGAACAACGAGAUCGUGUGGGACAUUGCGGGCAAGUCGAUCAGCUACAGCUUCUACCGGCCGGAGAACAUGACCAGUGGGAUCUCGUUGAAAAGCCGCACACGAAACACGCCGACCGGGCACACCGACCGAGGAGGGAGGGCACCGGCCGAGCCGAGCGAAGAGGCAGCGAUCGCCAAGUACGGCUACCGGCUGGACGAUCUGGGCAUCCAGAUGGUGGCGCGCGUGCACCAGGACUACACCCGGGACAAUGUGAUGUUUAUGCUCGAGACGGACAUCCUGGACAACGCGAAGGUCCUGACGAAGGGCCCGUUCUCGCUCGUCAACAACGUGCUGCGGAUCAUCAGCCUGAUCCAGCUGAACACGAUCCACAUCGGGCGCGACAAACACCUGACGCUGCUGAUCUCGAACGACCAGAAGACGCUGCUCCAGGGCACGCUCAAGUGGGACACGCAGAACUACUCGAAGCAACCGGCCGUCCCGGAGAACGAGGUGCUGCGCGUGAACCUCAUCCUGGCGCACACCAUCCCGAAGCCGGCGGGCAGCCGGGACGAGGUGAAGGUGCUGCACAAGUGGGACAUCGUCUCGCAGUACACGAACUUCAAGUGUGACCGGGCGGCCCGCGUGUUCUUCUCGCUGACGCGCCAGGAGUGGAACAGCUCCAACUGGAAGAUGUGCUUUUCGGCGGACUAUCGGCCGCUGGUGUUCCUCCAGCGACCCUUCGCCCUGACCGGCGAGGUCGUGUUCGGGGAGACCAAGGUGCCGAAGCUGUGCCCGAAAGAGCCCCGGAUUGCGUUCAACGUGUCGUACCACCUGCCCGAGUACGUCGAGCAAAUCUACCAGGCACUCGACACCACCGACCGGUCCUGCCCGAAGGAGAUCCUGCGCCUAACGCCACCACCGUUCUCGGGUGAUUGCCAGGCACACCGGUUCACCCCGCUGACUACCGUGACGGGGCUCGAUGCGUACUUCAAAUUUACCAAGCUACCGUCGUGGAUUGACAUGCUGCUCCACCGGUUGGACCAUGCCGUGUCGGCGGUGGUACCGGGCCGCGUCCAGAUGCUCAACAUGACGGACCACAUCGACGUGCGGGUUAGUGUCCUGCCAGGAUCGAACGAUUCGAUCAUCCAGGUGAACGGUGCGCAAAUCUGGUUCCCGGCCCGCUUUUACCACAACGUCAAGCUGCACCAUUCGUACACGUCGCGCAUCGAGUACGGGUUCCUGAGCGUAUGUAGUUUGGUUAACAACAAACUGACCACCUUCAACGAUCGAGUCGUGCAGCUGACCGACUCGAACCGGGACGAGUACCGGGUGCGGGACAGCUUCCUACUAACCGCCGACUGCUCCGUCGCUCCUAAGCUGGCCAUCUUCGUGCUGGACGGCGGGAAGGGCGUCCAGAUUUACACCGGUGGCAACUAUCUGAUCUACGAGACGGGCCCGAGUGCAAACGCCACGACCAUGACGGUGAACAUUAAUGACGAGCAGUUGGUGGAUCUGCGUAACAUCGUGUACCAGUACCCGCCGGAUGACGAGUUCUACGACUUUCGGGUGUACAUCGAUCGGGAGGAUGUGCUGGUGGUCGAAAACCAGCUGAACGGAGCCGUGGCACAGUACGGGCCGACCGGGAUCGUCAAUCUGCUGCUACCGACCGUGCACAAGGGGCAAAUGUGUGGGCUUUGUAGUAGUGACCGCGAGUGAGCCAGAGCGCGAUUCUCCCGCGAACCACCAAGCGAACCUCGAUACGAUUGGCUCAGCAUGGUUCCUGUUCGUUUUGUUAGAGUACAUUGCU